Messenger RNA from Toxotes jaculatrix (banded archerfish), 2506 nucleotides. It is a transcript of the gene rbm4.3, whose product is annotated as RNA binding motif protein 4.3. Gene Ontology annotation, molecular function: mRNA binding. Bases 96 to 1136 code for a protein of 346 amino acids. The record is from RefSeq and is a predicted model, not a curated record. The transcript has 4 exons. Gene Ontology annotation, cellular component: cytosol. Lineage: Eukaryota; Metazoa; Chordata; Actinopteri; Toxotidae.
AGGCAAGGCUCGGAGGCAGCGGAAGCACCAAACGGAAACUGGCUAGAGGAAAUCUUUCGAAAGGACGCUGAAUUCUUUGCCUAAGGUCUUUCACAAUGGUGAAAAUCUUUGUGGGGAAUCUGCCCCGAGAGGCAGACCAGGAUGAAAUCAAGGCGCUCUUCACUCAGUAUGGCACAGUCACAGAAUGCGCCAUCAUCAAGAACUACGCCUUCGUCCACAUGGAUGACCGCAAGGCCGCCACCAAAGCCAUCAAAAAUCUGCACCUCUACAAGCUUCACGGCACACCCAUCAACGUGGAGGCAAGCCACGGGAAGAACCAGGGCUCAGUCAAACUGCAUGUAGCCAACGUAGAGAAGGGAUCUGAUGAAGAGCUCCGUGCUCUCUUCGAAGAGUACGGGACAGUCACAGAGUGUGCUGUUGUUAAGAAUUUUGCUUUUGUACAUAUGUCCAACUCUGAUGAGGCCAUGGAUGCCAUCAAGGGACUGGACAACACUGAAUUUCAAGACAAACGCAUCCAUGUCCAGAUUUCCAAGAGCCGGCCCAGACAUGAUGAACGAGAUGAGUACCCCCCUCCUCCCCCAGACAGAGGCGGCUACUGGCCCCCACGCUAUCCAGGAGAGAGGCACGAGCCUCCCCCUCCUAGCUACCUGCGAGGCCGCCUCAGCCAUAUACCCCCGGGUUACCCAGCCCCCCCUCUGCCGCCCCCUCCCCCUAGGCGAGCUGUUUAUCCUGACCGUCCCUAUGAGGGUGAGAGGGACAGGUAUGGCGUGGUAGAUUACUAUGAGAAGUACAGAGCCCGUCCGUAUGGCAUGGCCUCCUACGAGGAUCAGCGUGCUGGCGCCCCUCCUCCUCCCCCUCCCCCGUCAGCCGUCGUCCGAGACCGUCUUAUGACCUCGUCGCUUGACCCGUAUGAGCGUCGGCCCCUCCCACCUCCUCCGUCCUCAUACUACGCCCGAGAUCGCAGCCCCCUCAGAAGAGCGCCUAGCAUGCCAAUGCCCCCCGCCAGUAAUGGCUACUCCUACGAGCGCUCCCGCCUCUCCCCGGUUUCCCGGGUCCCGGCGUACGGAGUUCCACGUGCCAGGGACCCCUACGCAGACCGGCUGCCCCCGCCACCGCCUGCACGCUACGCUUAUUAAGCAAGGCCUCGGCAUGUGAAGGAUUGUCGUCCGACUGCGUCGCCGCUCGCCGCCUCCUGAUGCACGUGACACUAUCCACUUCCUGUCUACGGCUGAGCGCGUUACGUUCCCCUGAGAUGCUCACAGGAGGAACCGAAUUACCGACGUCCUCGUCUGUUUUUGUUUUUAUUAUUUUGGGACAGUUUUUACUCUCGUAUUUUUUUUCCCCCCCUGGCUGUUUUAUUUUGUCAUUGUGCUGUAGUAUUUUUAAUACUUGACAUCUGAGUUAGGCGUGUUUUUUUUUUUUUUUAAUUGUACUUUACGUUUGAGUAAUACGUGUUCUGAUGUGGUGUGUAACCUUAGGAAGCUGAAUGAUUUCAGCAGCAGUUUUUAGGCGAUACUUGUGACUGUAGAUUUAACUGAACUGAAUCAUGUUUGGUAUUAAAUCUAGUCUGCACGUUGGUUCCAUUAUGUUAAAACUUUUCCAUCGAAAACUAAACCUCCAUGUGGCGUUACUGUGAACAUUUAAACUGCUAAGCCGUAGGAGUCUGACACAUGUAGUAACAGCGCAGUUACCAAAAAGCGUUCACAUGUAUCCCAUUGUCGAUCUUUUUAGUAAUGAAACGGAUUUGUGCAGUAAUGUUGUGCUCAGAACCAUGCCCUGCGCUGAAACACCCCAUCUCUGUAGCAGCUUGACUUGAUUCGAAUACUCUUAGCUUUCGAAAAUACAGAUUUAAUAAUUAUCCGUUCAUUUAUGAUGAAAUCCACGUAUAACAAACUUGUUAAAAUCGUCACACUGAUUAAAGAAAUGUCUCUUCUCUGAAGUACCACAGCUUUUAUCUUUCAUCAGCGUACCCUUUACCCAACUCCCCCUCAGUGCCAAAACUUGUUCACACUGUAGUUUAAGUGAAUAAGGGCGAAACACACUCCAACAAGCAGGUGAGACUUCAUAGAUGAGACUAGUUUACCUUGAGUCUGGGGGCAGAUGACAUCAGAGGCUUCUGGAGACCUUCAGAGUCAACAGGUAAGUCCAGGGCUUUAAGGACUACUGGGACUGUUUGGCAGAGAGCACAUGCUCACAUUUAACUGUUUAUAGUGUCUAGACAGGAUUGUGAUUGGAGUUAGAGAAGCAUGUAGGAUAGCUAGCUUUGGGUAAACCAGUAAAGAGGUAAGACUUUGGACUUGCAUCAGAUUAGAAAUUCUACAUUUUGUUUUAACAGACAUGAUGAGUUUGAUUAAAAUCUUGUAAAAGUGCAAGAAAAUCUACAGUGGAUCUGUUAAGUAAUUUUACACAAAAGCUUUUGAUGGAGGUGAGAAGUUUACAGUAUAUUCUGCUUUGUGUUGCCAUUUUGGAUUCUGACCUGCAUGAAAUAAAAUAUUUAAAACAAUAA